AUGUGUGUGGAAGUGGAUAUCACACAACCGCUCAUAUCUCGAUUCACCCUAGAAGAGAAGGUUUGGCUUGUUGCUUAUGAGGGGAUGCACUUGGUCUGUUUCUCAUGCGGACUUUACGGGCAUAGGCAAGACUGUUGUCCUACGGUGCCACAAAAGGAUCCAGAAGAGGCUGAUCAUGAGGGAAACGAACAGGGGCGGGAUUUGAUGGGUCAACAGUCAGCGCGUGCUCCGACUACAAUGGGGACCGGGGGUAUUACUGCUAGACCCUAUGGCCCUUGGAUGAUAGCCCAAAGAAGGGAGAGGCGACAGAAUGGGAAACCGGCGGGGCAAGGUCGACAAGUUGCGGCGGGAGGGUCAACAAGACAACUCGGGAGUACUGACGGAGGUUUGCGUGCUGGUGGUUCACGGUUUGCUCCCCUGGGGAAUGACAAUGGUUCCGCUGAUCAUGCUGAGGAGGAGCUACGAGCUGAUGCUGCUGGAGGGAAGGUUGUUAGUUCGACCAGAGUUUCCACCGAGAGAACUCCAAAGGAAAUUCCUGUAGAUUCUAUGACGCUAAUCCCGGAGCACCAUGGUGACCCUCCAGUGCGGCAUGAUGACGAGGGGGAUGUGGUGAUGGAAAUUGAGGAGCAGCAGGCGACUUCGUUGGCGGAGGCAGGGCUGGGUGGCCCUCCCGUUACGGAGGAGGGACAGGAGCCGUGGUUCUACUCGGUUGUUUAUGGUAGUCCUUCGCACCAUUUACGUAGGAGGCUUUGGGCGGAGCUUUCUCUUUCUAAGUUGGGUUUCGCAGGGCCUUGGAUGUUGGCGGUUGAUUUCAAUGCGGUUGUUUGCCAAGAGGAAACUUCGAAUUAUAGCUCGUUGACUGUGCAACGAAGCUCGGAUUUUGUGAGCUGGAUUCAUGAUGAAGGUCUUAUUGAUUUGGGGUUUAGUGGACCGAGGCUGACUUGGAUUAAAGGGAAUUCUUCUGUGACUGCUAAGGGUGCCCGUUUGGAUAGGGCUCUGUGUAAUAUUGAAUGGCGCCAACGUUUUCCCAAUGCUAGUGUCGUUCAUCUCCCGAGAAUUUCGUCCGACCAUGCUCCUAUUUUGAUUCGGAGGGAGGACGUGAUUUCUAACCGGGUCAGACCUUCCUUUAAGUUUCAAGCGACAUGGUUUACCGACAAAGGUUUUUCUGAAGUGGUGGAGAACACGUGGCGGAGAAAUUGCUCUCUCCAUUACAACAUCACCAGGAUGACGGCUACUUUAGAUCGCUGGAACAGAGACAUUUUCGGCAACAUUCUUCGUCGGAAAAGGUCCUUGCUAGCACGUUUGCAUGGGGUGCAACGUCGUAUUGCCUCUGGUUUUCACGCUGGUCUUUCGGAACUGGAGAAAAAGUUGGCGGAGAAAUAUCAUGAGGUCCUCUACCAGGAGGAACUCCUUUGGUUCCAACGAUCCCGGGAGGAGUGGAUUGUUUCCGGAGACCGGAACACUGCUUAUUAUCAUGCUGUGACUACUAUCCAGAAUUCCCAAAAUUCGAUCGCGAGCUUGCGCGAUGGAACAGGGGACUGGAUUAUGGAUGGGAAUAAUCUUAAGGACCAUGUCCGCAACUUCUAUAUGACUUUGUUCGCUGCGGAGGCGAGUGUUUAUCCAUAUCACCGUUUAGAUGGCGCCUACCCACGUCUUAUACCGGAGGAGUGGAGUGAUUUUAACAAAGAUGUUUCUAUGGCAGAAGUUCACAAUGCUCUUACGAGCAUGGCACCGUUUAAGGCCCCUGGGCCCGAUGGCUUCCAUGCGGCGUUCUAUUAG
Messenger RNA from Ipomoea triloba (trilobed morning glory), 1779 nucleotides. RefSeq lists its product as uncharacterized. The coding region runs from base 1 to 1779 and encodes 592 amino acids. The record is from RefSeq and is a predicted model, not a curated record. NCBI's taxonomy places the organism in Eukaryota, Viridiplantae, Streptophyta, Magnoliopsida, Solanales, Convolvulaceae. Gene Ontology annotation, molecular function: nucleic acid binding; zinc ion binding. The transcript is spliced from 3 exons.